AUGCCAAAGCAUUUCGGGCCCCACCUCCGCGAGAUGCGGAAUAGCCACAGGCAGGCACCGAGUUCCAUUUACCCCGAGAGCAUCCAGGAGAUUCGUAGGUCCCUGUACUGGAUCUUGGAAGAGCCCGAUGCCAGCUCUGAUGUCCCGCGUGUCCUGACCAUUGGGGUGGCCUGCCUGAACGUGCUGCUGAUCUUGCUGUCUUUGGUGAGUUUGGUCAUGGAGACCACGCCAGCGUGGGAGCCAAAGCUGCUGCAAAGCUGCAGAACCGCAGAACUUCCGCGACGCUACGCGAUGCGUUUUGAGAGGGUCUUCUGUCUGAGGGUCUGCGACGUCUUCGGAGCAUCGGCGGUGGAGUGGUUCUUCAAGCCCCUGAACCUCUGCGACCUCUUGGCCAUCGUUCCUGUCUACGCCCAGACCGUGGUCCGACAGUGGGACCUCGAGUUCCUCCGCGUCCUUCGGGUGGUGCGCCUCUUCAAGAUCGGUCACUACUCGGAAGGUGUACGCAUCAUGAAUGCUGCCUUGUUCAACAGCCUGCCGGGGGCUUGCAACGUUUACAUUCUUCUCUUCUGCGAAUCAUCUCGGCUCCGGCGGAGGUCUGCUUUGUAUGUGCUGAUCUUCCUCUUCGUGAUUGGUGGGGAGCGGGCGAGAGGAGAGUUGACGGACAUGGGGGAAUGA
Messenger RNA from Symbiodinium pilosum, 675 nucleotides. The record is from the annotation of a GenBank genome assembly. Lineage: Eukaryota; Dinophyceae; Suessiales; Symbiodiniaceae.